AUGUUAUAUAUAUUUUUUUUUUAUUCCUUGCAAUAUUUUUUAUUAAUUAAUAUUUGCAUUUCACAAGAACCACAAGAGGGAAACCCAGAUUUAUCUUUAGAAGAAAUAUAUUCAAAUAUUCAUACAAGAAAUAACUUUCCUAAUACUGGAAAUUCUAUUGAUACAGUAAAUAUAGAACAAGAUGAAAUUCUUGAUUUAGAAAACAUAUCUAGUCAUUUCUUUAUAGAAGAAAAAAAUUCACAUUCUGAUAAUGAAGAUUACCCUUUUAGCAUGGGUUUAGUUGACACAAUAAAUUUAGAGAAAAGUGAGUCAUGUGAUAUAACAAAUAUUUUAGAUGAAGUACAAUGUUCGUUAAUGGAUUCGUUAAUUAAACCUUUCUAUCCAUCUUUUGAAAGUGAUUACACAAUUGAUGCUACUCAUGAAAAACUAUUUAGUGUAAACAAUUUAAUGAAUACAGAAAAUGUAGAACAUGAAGACUCUGUUGAAAUACAAAAUUCCUUAGGUGAAAUUCUAAGUGCAUUACCAGAUUCUCAUACACAACCUUUAGAUUUACCUCUUGAAUAUGAAAACUCAACUGUUCAUACUGAAACACGGUGUUUUAACAUAAGUUUAAUGGAUACAAAAGAUCAAAAACAUAAUGAUUUAUAUAAUCCACAAUCUAUUUUAGAUUAUUCAUCAGGAACUCCCAUUUAUUUGAAAGGGGGAUUCCUUGAGCUACUCCUAGAAGAUCAAUAUCCUUCUAUUAGUUAUGAAAAUGUGCUUCCCACUACUAGCAGUUUAACGAUCCCAAGAAGUGUAAAAAAUGAAGAAUAUGAUAAAUUACAAAUUAUUCCUGUUGAUUCUCCUACAGAAAAACCUGCUAAAGCUAUUAACGAUAAUAAAGAUAUGAGCUCAGUAGAGGAAAUUGAACAAAUAUCAGAAGAAUGCAUGAGAAAUGAAAAAAAUGAAGAAAAAAUUGAUGAACAAAUUCGUGAAGAAAAUAUGUUUGGAGAACAAAAUUUCUCUAUUGAUUUACCUGAUAUCAAUCCUAGUAUGAAUAUCAAUAGUGAUAACACGCCGUCACGCAAAAAAAAAGGAAAGAAGAGAAAUUACGAAGAUAUUGAUAAUUUAGGUGAUCAGAAUAUUGAAGAAAAUAUAUGCAUUAAAUCAAAAAAAAAUUAUGCUUAUAAUCAAAUUGGUGAUGAUCUUGUUUCUUCUAUUUCAAAUAUUUUCAAAAUGCAAAUUAACUGUUUACCAGAUAGUGUAGUUCUAAGUUUACAAAAAUUAAGAGAUAUAUUAGACGAUGACAAUAAAAGUACAUAUAAUAAUAUAGAAAAAAAAAUGAACAUAAACAUUUUGCUAUUAAGAGAGAUUAUAACUGAGGAAAUAAAAAAAAUGAAUCCUUCUGACUUAAGAGUAAUAAGAGAAUACUAUGAUGAAAAUAUAAAAGAAGAAAAAUUAGUAAAAAGCAUUAAUAGAAGUAUUUUGUCAUUUAAUCAUGAAACGAGCCAUGAAUUUAAUAGAAAAGAAAUACAUAAAAAAAUAAAGCAAAUUUUAGAAAUUUUUGAGGAUUUAGCCAAUGAGCAUAGAUUUUUGCGGGACUUAUAUCAUUUAAAAUCAGAUGUUAUGGAUAAAUUCAUAUACAAUAAAUUAUUUUCUUUUUCACUUAUUCAGUCAUUAGAAGUCUGUAAACGUAUUUUUGGAUUAUUUCAACGCAUGGAUGAAUUAAUAGAACGUGCAGAAAAAUCAAUUAAAGAUGGAUUUAUAUUAGUAGAUCGUAGUUAUUUUUGUGAGACUCAAAAGAUUAUGUCUAGUCUUUAUAUAUCGAUAAAUGCAACUAUUAGAAAUAAUUUGGUUAAAAUGGACUAUAUUUUGAAAAAAUUGAAUUUAUCAUAUAAAAACCAUAGUAUAAUAGUAGAAGUUAUUUUUCAUUUUUUUAAAAAAGAAAACGCAAAAAAUAUGGAAAAAUUAAAACCUUACAUGAAUAAUCCUUAUAAAAAAAAUUCUUUAGAAGCAAUUUAUGAUUUUUUAUUAGAGGAAGAAAGUUGUAUUUCAUGCAUCCAUAAUGAAGCAUCUGAAAUUUUUAAUGUAAAUUUAAAUGAAAAAAAUAAGGAAGGAAUGUCCUUUGAUGAUUUAAUAAGUAACGAAAAUUAUGCAGAUCAUUUAUUUUCUCUUUAUGAGAUCCUUAUGAAAUUAAUCGGAGGUUUAUUUACUAAGAGACAGUUAACCAUUAUUAUGGAAGUACGUAGAUCAUUAUAUAAUAUGAAUUCAUUGAGAGCAAGGAAAUAUAUUUCAUAUAAAACAAAAAAAAUUUUAAAUAAAGAGCACCAAUUAAAUUUAAUUUCUCAAAUAGAAAAAGAAAAAUGUAGAAUGGAAAAUAUUAAGCUUAAUAUAAAAAGAUUACAUUUAUUUGUUACUACAAAAGAUGAAAUAAAACGUAUUAAAGUAUCAAGCCAUUUAGUAGAUAAAAUAAAUAGAAUUUCAUCAAUUUUACAUUUCAUUUGUAAAAUAACAUAUGAAAGUGAAGAUAAAACUAAUCCUAAAAAAAAAAAGACUAGAAUAGGAAGUAUUUUGCUUGCAUUAUAUUAUGCCAACCAAAGGCUUUUAGAGUUUACUGAAAAUGAAAUACAAUAA
Plasmodium relictum is the source of this 2613-nucleotide messenger RNA. RefSeq names its product fam-j protein. The coding region runs from base 1 to 2613 and encodes 870 amino acids. The record is from RefSeq and is a predicted model, not a curated record. The transcript has 8 exons. NCBI's taxonomy places the organism in Eukaryota, Apicomplexa, Aconoidasida, Haemosporida, Plasmodiidae.